Molecule: messenger RNA, 864 nt
Organism: Racocetra persica
Lineage: Eukaryota; Fungi; Glomeromycota; Glomeromycetes; Diversisporales; Gigasporaceae
Source: the annotation of a GenBank genome assembly
AUGACAAGUAAUGAAAAGCUUGGGUAUCACUCUCAAAAUGAAGGCGAUACUGAAUCUGAUCCAAGCGUUUCUAAUACAGAUGAUUUUGUAGUGCGUUAUGAAAGUGCUGGACAUCAUUUGCCAAGAAUCUUAGAGCCAUCAAUUUUUGGCUUUCAACCUACCAGCGAUAUUACAAAAGUAGUAGGCGAUUUCCUAUAUAAUCAUGUUGGCAGAGAAAAUGUAGAGAUAGAAGCCAAACUGGGUAUACUUGUAGAUAAAAAUCUGCAGACACGACUGAAUUUGCCCGUUAUAAGUGAAACUGUUAUUAAUCCUCGCGAUGAUGGAUGGUUCAGUUUCAAGAGUAACAUGACAAUUGGCGAUCCUGUGGAAUACAGACAUAUAUAUGAAACUGAUAAAUUUUACACCGGAACUGGAUCUGGAAAAAUCAGGGUCACUGUAGAUCAAAGGACCAAUAAGGUUAUCGAUGGCGGAAUUGUUAAAAAGACCAAUGUUGCACAUUUGAAUAUUUACUCUCCAUGUACUCACCUUGAUUAUCGUAUAUCUGUAAACGUUGAAAAACCGAUGGAAAUGCCUAAUGGUCAACAUGUCUUUGAACGGAAUAAAAACAGACUAAGCUAUAGCCAUCAAUUAUUCAAAAUUGAUCUGACUCAGGUCAAGGGUCCUGAGAAACAAAGAUUAUCUGAUGGUACCCUACCAUCUCCAGAUUUGACUCAUGAACUUGAAGUAGAAUUUCUAAACCCACGAAUCUUGCUUGAGGAAAAACUUAAAAUUGAAAAACAACAGAGUAAUCGUUAUUUAGACAUAAUUGAAGUUUUUCUAAACAAUAUAAGAGUGCUAGCAAAAAGAUCAUUGCCGCCACAAUAA